GCUGGUCAAAAGGAACAAUCGGCCACAAAUGGAAAUGAGCAUAUUUACACUGAAGCGGUUGAAAAAGAUGAAAAAAGUAAGUUUAAUAGCGACAUUGAAGUUAUUGAAAAAGAUGAAACAAAGUAAUUUUAAUAGCGACAUUGAAGUUAUUGAAAAAGAUGAAAAAAGUAAGUUUAAUGGCAACAAAAUGACAACAUCUAAAAUUUAAAAAAAAAAAAAAAAUAUUUCAUUUAAUCUGAUUUGUUUUCUGUCAUCUUAUUUGUUGCUAUUUUAUUCUUUAUCUAAGUUAGUACUAACUCUCUACACAAAAAAAAUUUACUGACUUUAAUCAUUAGAUGUUGCCUUAAUUUUUUAAAUUCUGCCUAGGCUGCUCAUUGACAAGUGCAUGUUGUACACGGAAAAAAGGUGAAAUAUUUACUAAAAAUGUUAAAAGUUGAAAUCCAAAAAUAAAAAGGAUCUUUUUGCAUUCUGUAUUAUAGAAGUUAUUUAUUAAAGCAUACUUUGGCACAUUUUGUAGUUUUUUGUGUGUCUUGUUUUUUUUUCUUCUACUUAUUGAAUAGUUGGAUAUAUUAUAAAACUUAAAUUACAUUCAAGCAAUUUUAGUUUUUGUUGUACUGGCAUAAGCUGAAUCAUUUGAAUAUUGUCUUUUAAUUAACUAUAAUAUUUUAUAUACACAAAUUGUUAAAAAAAAACAUUUUCUUUUUGCUGAACAAUACAGGGAAAUAAAUUUGGUAAAUAACAAAGAAUGGAGUGCAAUAAAACUAUUUUAAAUUAUAUUGUAGUCCAUGUACAUAGACGCAUACAUUUUAAACCACUUUAAGCCACUCAGCCAUAAUUUAGAAUUUCAUGAACAGAGUUAUGGACCUGCUCGUGGCAACAUUACACACCCACAUGCUCACAAAACCAAUUUUAAUAUCCUUAUCUACUAAAAAGUUUAAUUAAUAAUUGCUCUAUAAUUUCACAGAUUUCUCUGAUGACCACGAAUACAUUGAAAUUAUUGAAACUCCAUUGAAAUAUUCCAAAUGUAAGUACUACUUCCAUUGCCGACAGGAUCAAAGAUGGCAGUCAAUAUAAUUUUCUUGUUGUCAUGAGGUUUACUGGAAGAGAUGAGGUGGCGUACAUAUGGAAUACAUAUAGUGAAAAGAUUUGUUUAAAUAUAUGCAGUUAAAAACCAUACUAUUAGAGCCUAUCCUAAGAAUAUCUGAGAAAAUGUAUUAUUUUUCAGCCCGUUAUGACGAGAAUCACGACUACAUAGACGUUGUGGAACCUCCCAGUGAAACUUUUAAAAGUGAGUCAGGCCUACGUAGUUUAGUGACAGAAAUGAAAAUGAUUAUAAAACAGAAGGCAAGUAAUUUUGCAAAAGAAGUCAUUGAUAUUUAUUUAAUGUAUAAAGAAUUACCCACAACCCCAUUUUCCCCCCAGCUUUGUUAUUGAAUUUACACACAAUAUGAUAAUAGGGAAAUGUUUAUAGAUUCACAAAUUGAAUUAAAAUUAUAAAUUUUUCAUAAUUAACUAAGGUAUUUAUUAUAUAGUGUAUGGUUUUCAAAACUUAUGUUCAUUCUCAAAUUACAUAACAUUUAUGAAUCUUACAUACUUUAAGUAGUUGUUGUCGUAUACUAGAAAUAACUUGCCAAACAAUGGUGGUGGCAGUGCAUGAACGUCCCAUCUACUCAAAUUACUCUCAACAAAUCAUGCAUUCAAGUAACGCACUUUAAAAUAAUCCGAUUUAAUGCUAAGUUCAGGGAACUUUAUCUCACUUGCCCAUUGAACACAGAGUUACAGCCAUGCAUAGAGAGCUAAAGAAUUGUUAUUUUUGAUUGGAUUGGUUUAAAAAUGUAUAGGGGGAAAUGAAAAAAAAUAUGUUUUUUUAGAUGGAGAAUGGAUGAGUGAUCCAACCUUCAACACAGGUCAAUGACCCGAAUUCCACUAAUGGCACCUUAAUGUAAUUGUUAUUAUUUUUAUUCUAUUUAUACAGACCACAGCUAUGUCAAUAAAGAGGUAAUCAAGCGAAUUUCACAAGAACAUAAACGCAAGUUAAAGUCAAGCUCGUAGAUGGAAGCAGUCGGAAAGUAAAAAUAAAACUUUUCAAAGAGGAUAUCACCACAGAGCUUUGCUAUUUCUACCAGGGACCCGCUGGCACAUGGAAACCGAUGACGAACGGUGUGGUAAGAAAGGCCCGGAGGCCCGCCCCCCGCACACCGGAGAUUGUAACAACUGCCCAUCAAGGCACAUGACGAAUGCUUGUCACGUCGUCGUGGGCCAGCACGUCCAUGAUUUCUACCCUCGCUUCACCGUGGUACAGUUUCAAACUAUGCCAUGGAAACAGUACCCAUUAUUGCGAAUGAGAACUGGACAUAUGAGAUCUAGACAAAUGAGAAUUUGAAAUAUGAGAACUGGAUAUUUGAGAACAUGACAUAUGAGAGACUGGACAUAUGAGAACUGGACGUAUGAGAGACUAGACAUAUGAGAACUGUACAUAUGAGAACUGGACAUAUCAAAAGUGGACAUAUGAUAACUGAACAUAUGAAAAAUGUACGUAUGAGAACUGGACACUUGAGAACUGGACAUUUGAGAACUAGACAUAUGAGAACUGGACAUAUGAGAACUUGACGUUUAAGAACUGGACAUAUGAGAACUGGACAUAUGACAACUGGACUUAUGAGAACUGGACAUAUGAGACUUGACCAAAUGAGAACUGGACAUAUGAGAACUGUACGUUUGAGAA
This is a messenger RNA of Lymnaea stagnalis (great pond snail), 2725 nucleotides long. The record is from the annotation of a GenBank genome assembly. NCBI's taxonomy places the organism in Eukaryota, Metazoa, Mollusca, Gastropoda, Lymnaeidae.